This is a messenger RNA of Eurypyga helias (sunbittern), 2097 nucleotides long. RefSeq names its product par-3 family cell polarity regulator (gene PARD3). The record is from RefSeq and is a predicted model, not a curated record. Lineage: Eukaryota; Metazoa; Chordata; Aves; Eurypygiformes; Eurypygidae. The transcript has 14 exons. Gene Ontology annotation, molecular function: protein binding; phosphatidylinositol binding. Gene Ontology annotation, cellular component: apical junction complex; apical plasma membrane; cell cortex. Gene Ontology annotation, biological process: establishment of cell polarity; microtubule cytoskeleton organization; establishment or maintenance of epithelial cell apical/basal polarity. Bases 1 to 2097 code for a protein of 698 amino acids.
AUGUCGCCGUACGUGUCGCUUGCCAUCACUUGCCAUCAGCCCUGUGCUGUUGGUCUACUACCUUUUAUUGUCAGUUCCCUCGUAGCUGUGUUUGAUGAGCAAGAUCCACACCAUGGAGGUGAUGGCACCAGCGCCAGCUCGACAGGCACGCAAAGCCCCGAGAUUUUUGGCAGUGAGCUUGGCUCCAAUGCGGCAUCGGCCUUUCAGCCUUACCAAGCAACAAGUGAAAUUGAGGUCACCCCUUCAGUCCUUCGUGCAAAUAUGCCUCUUCAUGUCCGACGUAGUAGUGACCCUGCACUGAUUGGCCUUUCAACCUCUGUAAGUGACACAAAUUUUUCUUCAGAAGAGCCUUCAAGGAAAAACCCUACGAGGUGGUCCACAACAGCAGGCUUUCUCAAGCAGAACACCCCUGGCGUACCCAGUGCUCAUGAAAGAAAGAAAGAUGAAAACUACAGAAGCCUACCACGAGAUACUAGUAGCUGGUCUAACCAGUUUCAGAGAGACAAUGCUCGUUCAUCGUUAAGUGCCAGUCAUCCCAUGGUGGACAAGUGGCUGGAGAGGCAAGAACAGGACGAAGACCGAACAGAGGAGGAAAACAGCAGAGUUGAGCCUGUUGGACAUGCAGACACUAGUUUGGAGAGCACUACCAAUUUUUCCCUGGAUGAUAUGGUAAAGCUCGUAGAAGUCUCCAACGACGGUGGGCCUUUGGGAAUCCAUGUAGUGCCUUUCAGUGCCCGAGGCGGAAGAACCCUGGGACUGCUGGUAAAGCGAUUGGAGAAAGGUGGAAAAGCUGAACAAGAAAAUCUUUUUCGUGAGAAUGACUGUAUUGUCAGGAUUAAUGAUGGAGACCUUCGGAAUAGGAGAUUUGAACAAGCACAGCAUAUGUUUCGCCAAGCCAUGCGUACGCCCUUCAUUUGGUUCCACGUGGUCCCUGCAGCAAAUAAAGAGCAGUAUGAACAGUUGUCCCAAAGUGAGAAGAACACGUACUACUCCAGCCGCUUCAGCCCCGAUUCCCAGUAUGCUGACGGCAAAAGUAUUAACAAUUCUGGACUUCACACGUUACAAAGAAUGUCUCGAGCGGGUAACCAGUCUGAUCAGACAGACUCCUACUCGCAGCUACCUCAUAGUGUGAAUUCAUCAGGGAAACCACCCUCGGGCCUGGUACCAUCACCUCAGAAAGUUCUCACCUCCACUGCAAACAGUGGGUAUAACACCAAAAAGAUAGGGAAGAGGCUCAGUAUACAGCUGAGAAAAGGUACAGAAGGCUUGGGAUUUAGCAUUACUUCAAGAGAUGUCCCAAUUGGUGGCUCUGCUCCAAUUUAUGUGAAAAACAUCCUUCCAAGAGGUGCAGCUAUUCAAGAUGGGAGGCUAAAAGCUGGAGACCGAUUAAUUGAGGUAAAUGGAGUUGAUUUAACAGGCAAAACUCAAGAAGAAGUUGUGUCCUUGCUGCGAAGCACCAAGAUGGGAGGGACCGUUGGCCUUCUGAUUUUUCGACAGGAAGAAACAUUCCAUCCAAGGGAACUGAAUGCAGAACAAAGCCAGUCACAAAUUCCAAAGGAAACGAAAGCAGAGGAGGAGGAGCUUGUUCUCACACCUGAUGGCACCAGGGAAUUCCUAACAUUUGAAGUUCCACUGAAUGAUUCUGGGUCAGCUGGACUUGGUGUGAGUGUCAAAGGUAACCGGUCAAAAGAAAACCAUGCCGAUUUAGGAAUCUUCGUCAAGUCCAUUAUUAAUGGUGGAGCAGCAUCCAAGGAUGGCAGGCUUCGAGUGAACGAUCAACUAAUAGCGGUAAAUGGAGAAUCAUUACUGGGCAAAACAAAUCAAGAUGCUAUGGAAACCUUAAGGCGGUCAAUGUCCACUGAAGGAAACAAACGGGGGAUGAUCCAGCUCAUUGUGGCGAGGCGAAUAAGUAAAUGCAAUGAGUUGGAGUCACCUGGGAGCCCCUCUGGGCCGGAGCUGCCCAUAGAGACUCUGCUGGAUGACCGGGAGCGGAGGAUUUCCCACUCCCUCUAUGGCGGGAUCGAGGGCCUCAGUGAGUCGCCCACAAGGAACGUGGCACUGAGUAGGAUAAUGGGUGAGUCAAAUCAGCUCUGCUAA